Acanthosepion pharaonis is the source of this 969-nucleotide messenger RNA. The record is from the annotation of a GenBank genome assembly. Lineage: Eukaryota; Metazoa; Mollusca; Cephalopoda; Sepiida; Sepiidae.
AUGAUAUGUUUGCUUUUUCUCUCAUUCGACCCCCAGCGGGGAAAGUUGAUUUCUGCAAGUGAACAAAUUGAGGACUCAUAUCCCAAAAACAGUAAUACACAGGGUGAGACCAACAAUUUGCUCUCUCUUUUUCUUUCUUUCUUUCUUUCUUUCUUUCUUUCUUUCUUUCUUUUUUCUUGUUUCAAUCAUAUUAUUUCUUUUAUUCUUUCUUUAUUUCAUUUCCGUCCUUCCCAUUUUCCUUCUUUAUUUCCUUCUUUCUAUGUACCUAUCACCCUUUCCUUCUUUCUAUCAGACUCAUACUUUAAGUUUGCCUCUCUUUUUUAUUUCUUCUUAACUUCUUUUCUUCGUUUAUAUAAUAUAUUGUUUCUGUCUGCUUUGUUCAUAUCAUCCUUUCUUUCUUUCUUUCUUCGCAUCUUUCAUCCCUUCCCUUUUUCUUUCUUUCUUUCUUUCUUUCUUUUUUUCUUUCUUUCUUUCUUCGCACCUUUCAUCCUUUCCCUUUUUCUCUCUUUCUUUCUUUCUUUCUUUCUUUCUUUCUUUCUCUAUGAUCCGUUCACACUUUCUUUCUUCCUUUGGACCUAUCGUCCUUUCUUUCUUUAUUUCUUUGAACCUAUCAUUGUUACCUUCUUCCUUUCUUUCUUUCUUUCUUUCUUUCUUUGCCAACGUUUUAAUAACUUUUAUUUGUUCUCUCUGUUUCUUUCUUUCUUUCUUUUUUAUUUAUUUUUCAUCAUUCUUUUGUUUCUAUCAUAUUUUUCUUUUAUUCUUUCUUUAUUUCAUUUCCGUCUUCCCAUCCCACUUUCUUUCUCCUUUCUUUGCACUUAUCAUCUUUUACAUUUUUUUCUUCUCUUUCUUUCUUUCUUUCUUUCUUUCUUUCUUUCUUUCUUUGCACCUAUAAUUUUUCCCUCUUUCUUUAUUUCCUUCUUUCUUUAUACCUAUCACCCUUUCCUUCUCUCUAUCAUACUCAUACGUUAA